Molecule: messenger RNA, 2714 nt
Organism: Varanus komodoensis (Komodo dragon)
Lineage: Eukaryota; Metazoa; Chordata; Lepidosauria; Squamata; Varanidae
Gene: TMEM9
Product: transmembrane protein 9
Exons: 7
Coding region: 217-765 (182 amino acids)
Cellular component (GO): lysosomal membrane
Source: RefSeq, a predicted model, not a curated record
UGUCAGCAGAAAAUGCCAGCGAGUAGCGUCGAUUCUACUGUUUCUAGGAGCCGGUAGAGCCUGCCUGGGGUUUGCAGCAUCAGUCUCUCCCAAGUUGACUGGUGGAAUGUUGUUGACUUAGCUGGCAGAGUCGGCGGAGGAGGCCCUUCUCCGGGAGCCCUCUGUGAAGGAUAUUAGGAGGGUUCUUUGAUGCUCAUCCAGCACAUCUGAAAAAUCAUGAAAUUUUUAUCACUUGCAGCCACUGUUUGGUGUAUCCUGGUACCAUCCACUGAGGCCAGCAAGGCCUUUAAGGACAUCCGCUGCAAGUGUGUCUGCCCACCAUACAGGAAUAUUAGUGGACAUAUUUAUAAGAAGAAUGUGUCACAAAAGGACUGUAACUGCCUGCAUGUGGUGGAUCCUAUGCCAGUGCCUGGGCAUGAUGUUGAGGCAUACUGCCUGUUGUGUGAAUGCAAGUAUGAAGAGCGAAGCACUACCACCAUCAAGGUCAUCAUCGUGAUAUACCUUUCUGUGAUUGGAGCCCUUCUACUCUACAUGGUUUUCCUAAUGGUGGUGGAUCCCCUUAUCCGCAAGCCUGAUGCCUACACCCAGCGCCUGCACAAUGAAGAAGAGACUGAGGACACUCAUUCACUGGCAGCUGUACGGCCGUCUCCCGGCACCAGGGCAAACACGGUGCUGGAGAGAGUGGAAGGUGCGCAGGAGCGGUGGAAGCGGCAAGUGCAGGAGCAGCGGAAGACCGUGUUCGAUCGGCACAAAAUGCUGAGCUAGAGCUCACUGAGAGCUUGUAGCCCAGGAGUGGGCAGCCGCUGCUGGUUAGCUAGGCAGAUGAUUUCUGUCAGCCAAUACAAACCUUGAGCCUAGUUAGUGGAAAUAAGUUGCACCUGCCUCUUUUAGUUUGUUUUUGCUUGUUUUCUUCCCCGCUCCCACACUUCUGUCCUGCCCUUCUCCCAAGAACAAACUACAUUGGAGCAAUGCAGUUGCUGUGUACCCCCAGAGUCCUUCACCCUUACAGCAGGGGCAUCCCCUCAUCUGCUCCAUUCUCUAAAGCUCUGCACUCACAAAGCAGUGAGUAUUGUCGCUUGGUUUCUAUGUGAUCUGUGAAAGAGGGAAAGACCAACUUUUAAUGGCAAUAUCUGUUUGAUGUCUGAAAUUACAAAUAGCAGCAAAUGCAUGCUGGUCUAGCAUCAAUCUAGUUUACAGAUGAAAAAUGUGGCCGUAGAAGUGUUUUAGUUGUUUAUCUGUUUUUAAGCAUUUGUGGCUUGCUUUUCAGCUUGAAAUGGGUACAUUAUUAAUGGCAGCAUCCUUGUUUGUUUCCCUGGCAGCAAGGUAAUGUAAGAACCUUCAAUACUGCAAAAAGUUUACAGAAAACUGGUCUGGCCAUACAAAAAAAAAAAAAGAUUGGUUUGCGGAUCUGGCAUUAAUAACUGAAGAGUAAAGUAAAGGAAAUUAAUUUAGUAAAGGCAACAGUUCUGUUGGUGUUGUGAGAGCUCACAGAAACUUCCUCCAGAGACUCUUUCAGGCUCACUAAGCUUGCACCGAAGAAACACUGAGAAGUAAGGAAGCUGAUUCAGAUCUAUUGUGAAACUAUGGCUUGGCACUCAGUGAAUGUCCCUAGGUGAAGUUUCAGCUUCCUUCUCUCCCCCACAGGGACCAAACUAGAGCAGGAGGUCUGCACAUACAUCUUUCACAUGCAGGUUUAUGACAAGUGCUUUGUAUUUCCCUCCCAGGCAAUAAUAGUUAAUUCCUCAUUUGGUUAGACCAGGAUGAGCAGCACAUGACCAGCAGGUCAAAUGUAGCCUUCACUGCCCUGUUGCCAAAUUUGGGGAACUAAUUGGCAGGCAAACUGAAUUGGACCCUUUAGUGUUAUGGAUGCCAUUUUUAAUUUUUUUUGAAAGGGUCAAAUAGAAAAUGGUCCACAGAUCUCCCACAAUUGCCUACCCUUGGGCUAGAUCUUGGCUUAAAUCGGAGAAUGAUGAGCAGGAACAGCAAAUGCUCUUUGUACAGUUCCACUUCCACACAUGUGAAUUACUCUGUAUGUGAAGCUUUUGAGGUUUGUUUCUGUGCAUAUAAGAGGAGCCCUUUAGAUUUAUUUGUCCCCGCACCCACCCCAUGGGAACGUCAUGAGGAAAGGAGAAUAGAAAAGGAGAAUUGUCUCUUAGGAAAAGAGAAUUAUCAUUUGGCUUGUGGAAGUCUGUUCAGUGUGCUGUACCCAUUAAUAGUCUAACUUAAACCCUAUGCUUUUCCAUAGGUCUAUUCUAAGUUGGACUAAAUUUGGAUGCAACCCCCAUGUGAGAACAGAUCUCUGGAACCCAGAAAAAAAAGUCACCCAAAAAGAAAAAAAAAGUUUUAAAGCUUCAUAUUUCAUAUUUGACUUUGGCAUUUGUUUAUACACAGGUCUGCAGUAGCCAUUUUGUUUCAGUUUGACUUGGCAAUAUUUGUUCUUACAGUACCCACAGCAGUGUGUCCAGGCACUGUACCACGGGUGAAAGGGAAGCAGUGUUAAACCUGGUACACCUCCGUAAUGCAAUGAAGUAAUGGUUUCUCCAAUGACAAAGCCAACACCCAGGCAUCUUUAAAGGCAGCCUGUACUUAUUCUGCAUGGAAGUAUUUGUGUACUAAAUAAUGGUUUUGAUUUAUUUCCCUUAAGGGAUCUCUGGCAGACUGGGCCAAUUCUUGUUACUAUGCAGCAUCUUUUCAUUAAAGAAACUGGUAUGUAA